GCAAAGCAGAACGUUGCGAUCAGUUGUGUAAUGAUACAACAGCAUUCCUUACGACAGGGCGUGUAAUAACGGCACUAUAAGUAACAUAUAAGCCAGUUGAGAAGUAUUUAAUGCUCAAGAGAGCCUGCCUAUCUAAGAAAUCAGCGUACUUUGUAUCUAGGGUCUGUUUGAGGGAACAGAGUGCCAUGGCAACAGCAAGCGAACAGAACGAAGUGAAAGAGAGGUUCACCUUCUUCUGGCUGAAGGAUUCACCCUUCAGUCAGUUCCAUCCGUCAUGGUUUAAGGUCGAUGACAUCAUGUACUGCUGUGCCGAACAGUAUAUGAUGUACCAGAAGGCAGUGGUAUUUGAGGACCAUGAAAUCGGGCAGCAGAUUUUAGAGACUGAUGUCCCACCUGAAAUUAAGGCUCUUGGCCGCCAGGUGCGCAACUAUGAUGAUGACAUCUGGAACGCUCACUGUCAGAGGGUCGUGAAGGAGGGUAACAGAUCAAAGUUCACUCAGAACCCGCUUCUACUGAAAAAGCUGCUGGCGACAAAAGGUACCACACUGGUGGAAGCCAGCCCCAAUGACACUAAAUGGGGCAUCGGUUUGCACGAGAAGAACCCGAAGGCUUUCAAUAGGAGCACAUGGCGAGGACAGAACCUGCUCGGAGCCAUCCUUACUGAGCUCAGGGACGAACUGCUUACUGAGAUGGCAGGGAGCUCAGAGGAGUCAAAUAGCGAAGAGGAGCAGUUCACGUUCUUCUUCCGUAAGGAGUCGCCCUUCAGCCAGUUUCAUCCAGCGGAGUUCAAGGUCGAUGACGUCACGUUCAAUUGUGCAGAACAGUACAUGAUGUACCAGAAAGCAGUGGUGUUUGAAGACCAUGCAAUCGGUCAGCAGAUUCUGGAGUGUGAUGUUCCACCCCAAAUCAAAGCUCUUGGCCGCCAGGUGCGCAACUAUAACGAUGACGUCUGGAACGCUCACUGUCAGAGAGUCGUGAAAGAGGGUAACAGAGCAAAGUUCACACAGAACCCGCAUCUUCGGAAGGCGCUGCUUGCUACCCAAGGUACGACCCUGGUGGAGGCCAGCCCCAGGGACAGGAAAUGGGGGAUCGGGCUGUCUGAGAAGAACAUGAAGGCACAUAACAGAAAAACAUGGCGGGGCCAGAACCUGCUGGGCGCCAUCUUGACGGAGCUGCGGGACGAGCUGAUAGCGGAGGGGGCAGGGAGCUCGGGGGAAUCCAGCAGUGAUGACCAGACUUGAAGACGAGUUAUUGUUGUAAACGUCAUCCAAGAACAACGAAAACACAGAAUUAGGUGUAACUUUUAUUGAUAAAUUCUUAAAUCAUUUAACAUAUCAACUGUUUGCAGUGACACUUGAUUACUAGAAAAUAUGAACGAUAUUUCCAUACGUAAAGAUUACAUUUGUCACGAGCAAUACGCUAGUGUAGCCGUAACUUCCAACCAGAUAAAAGUCGUAACUUCUCAAGCAAAAAGGUUAUCAAUAGGAAAACUAACGAGCAAAGUUAUUCUCUUGAUUUCAAUAUAUGAUUUAUGAUUUUAAAAAAUACUAAUAUUUCUUUUAGAUUUUCCCUAUCAAACGCCUUCAUCCCUGGAAACCUGCAGGGAUCUGUGCCUAUAAAUGUAUACAAUUAUUAUUUCAUUUUCAUUAUGAGCGAAUAAAAUACAUAUAUACAUCAAGGCUUACAAAUCGAGCCAUGUAA
This is a messenger RNA of Branchiostoma floridae (Florida lancelet), 1701 nucleotides long. RefSeq lists its product as uncharacterized. Bases 111 to 1241 code for a protein of 376 amino acids. The transcript is spliced from 7 exons. NCBI's taxonomy places the organism in Eukaryota, Metazoa, Chordata, Leptocardii, Amphioxiformes, Branchiostomatidae. The record is from RefSeq and is a predicted model, not a curated record.